AUGCCAAAGAAUUGGCCUCCAGAAAUCCUCUACCUCACAGCUCCAGCAUACUCCAAGACCCUCUCAUCACACCAUCUCACGUCCCUCAAAUCCCCACCUAAAGACCUUCUUCUUCUCCCCAUCCCACCCUCUACACCUAGAGGCCCCAGCCCCCUUGUCAAAAUAACACCCAUAACAACGCCCUCCCACCCCGCAUGCGGCCAAAACGGACUCUUCGCAGCCAGCGACCUCAAGCCCGGCCAAUUCAUCCUCCAAUACCUAGGUAUCAUCCACGCUUCCCCAAACCCAAACUCAACAACAGACUCGGAAGAAGUGCGUCGUGAUCAUGAUCCGCACGCGGACUCUGAUUACGAUCUGAGUCUGGAUCGGGAGCUGGGGAUUGGGAUCGAUGCGCAUGGGAUGGGGAAUGAGGCCAGGUUUAUUAAUGAUUAUAGGGGCGUGGCUGAGAAGGCCAAUGCGGAGUUUAGGGAGUGUUGGGAUGGGAGGACGGGGGAGAAGGGGAUGGGCGUUUGGGUUUUGGGCGAGGGGAAGAAGGCUAGUGGGAAGGGGAAGGGUGUGAGAAAGGGGCAGGAGAUUUUGGUUUCCUACGGGAGGGGGUUUUGGGGUGCUAGAAAGGAUGUAGAAGAGGAGGGUGGAUGA
Molecule: messenger RNA, 639 nt
Organism: Lachnellula hyalina
Lineage: Eukaryota; Fungi; Ascomycota; Leotiomycetes; Helotiales; Lachnaceae
Exons: 1
Coding region: 1-639 (212 amino acids)
Molecular function (GO): protein binding
Source: RefSeq, a predicted model, not a curated record